This is a messenger RNA of Nannospalax galili (Upper Galilee mountains blind mole rat), 1581 nucleotides long. It is a transcript of the gene Oxa1l, whose product is annotated as OXA1L mitochondrial inner membrane protein. Gene Ontology annotation, biological process: mitochondrial respiratory chain complex IV assembly; protein insertion into mitochondrial inner membrane from matrix. The coding region runs from base 52 to 1350 and encodes 432 amino acids. The transcript has 10 exons. Lineage: Eukaryota; Metazoa; Chordata; Mammalia; Rodentia; Spalacidae. Gene Ontology annotation, cellular component: mitochondrial inner membrane. Gene Ontology annotation, molecular function: membrane insertase activity. The record is from RefSeq and is a predicted model, not a curated record.
CGCGACCUCAAGAUUCUGAAAGCGCACGCGCAAAACUAAGUCCGGGUCAAAAUGGCGAUGAGCUUAAUGUGCGGACGCCGGCAGCUUCUGCGCCUCCUGGGGCCCCAGGGUCCGGUAAGGCUCCACAGUGUCGCAGGGGCCCCGAACCCGCUGCCCGCCGAGCUCCUGGUCGCAGCCCGCCGGGGUUGUGGGCGACCACACUGGGUUCGCACCGCCUUAAGCCCUCGCUACCUGAGUACUUCUUCCAUCUCCUUUGCAGAAGCGCAGGCCCAGGCACCUUCUGUUGUUCCUGCAGCUCCCGCAAUACCUGAGGUGCCUUCUGCAGAAACCACAGAUGUGGUCCAAGCCGCUGCAGAACAGAGCUUCUCUGAACUGGGCCUUGGGUCAUACACCCCAGUGGGACUAAUCCAGAACUUAUUGGAAUUUAUGCAUGUUGACCUGGGCCUGCCUUGGUGGGGGGCCAUUGCUACAUGUACCGUCAUUGCCCGUUGCCUCGUUUUUCCUCUCAUUGUGAAGGGCCAGCGAGAGGCAGCCAAGAUCCACAACCACUUGCCAGAGAUCCAGAAGUUUUCCACUCGAAUCCGAGAGGCCAAGUUGGCAGGGGACCAUGCUGAGUUUUACAGGGCCUCCUCAGAGAUGACACUUUAUCAGAAAAAGCAUGAUAUUAAACUCUUUAGACCUCUCAUUCUGCCUCUGACUCAGGCCCCAGUCUUCAUCUCCUUCUUUAUUGCCUUGAGAGAAAUGGCGAACCUGCCAGUGCCCAGCCUGCAGACAGGUGGUCUCUUGUGGUUCCAGGAUCUCACAGUAUCUGAUCCCAUCUACAUCUUGCCUCUGGUAGUCACUGCUACAAUGUGGGCUGUCCUUGAGCUAGGUGCUGAGACAGGUGUGCAAAGUUCUGACCUUCAGAUGAUGAGGAAUGUUAUCAGAGUGAUGCCCCUAGCAGUCUUGCCUGUAACCAUCCACUUCCCCUCGGCAGUGUUCAUGUACUGGCUCUCCUCCAAUGUGUUUUCUCUGUGCCAAGUGGCCUGCCUUCGGAUCCCAGCAGUACGUACUGCACUUAAAAUCCCCCAGCGUGUUGUGCAUGACCCUGACAAAUUGCCUCCCCGGGAAGGCUUCUUAAAGAGCUUCAAAAAAGGCUGGAAGAAUGCUGAGAUGGCUCAUCAGCUCCGUGAGAGGGAGCAGCGCAUGAAGAAGCACUUGGACCUGGCCGCCAGAGGUCCCUUACGACAGACCUUUACCCACAACCCUGUACUACAGCAUGGAACGAAUCAACCUCCCAACACUCCCAGCAGCAGCACCAGUAGCAACAAACCAAAGUCAAAGCAGCCUUGGCGUGAGACCCUUGGCUGACAUUCUGUGCUCAUUCUGGAAGAACUCUGCCUCUUCAAACACUCAGGCUCCACACAGACUUGACACUGUGUCCUUGCCCCAGACCUGGGCACUGAGGGACAUGGAGAUGUUCAUUUCCGAGAUGGAUUCCACUACGGACUCUUACUUGUGUGUAUUAAAGAACACUGGGGAGACAAGUGACCUUCCCGUCCAGAAUUAGUAAACCACUUCUGCGUCUCGAUGCUUAUUAAA